Messenger RNA from Dicentrarchus labrax (European seabass), 2924 nucleotides. Its product is annotated as fucosyltransferase 7. The record is from RefSeq and is a predicted model, not a curated record. The transcript is spliced from 3 exons. NCBI's taxonomy places the organism in Eukaryota, Metazoa, Chordata, Actinopteri, Moronidae. Gene Ontology annotation, cellular component: membrane. The coding region runs from base 702 to 1748 and encodes 348 amino acids. Gene Ontology annotation, molecular function: alpha-(1->3)-fucosyltransferase activity.
UUUACACGAGCUAUCCUCACUGGCUUCUUGCUCCAGCUCGGAACAUUGCACUGAACGGACUCCGCGGGAGAAGCUAGCCGGUGCUCCACCGACACACGGAGGAUGACAGACGGAACACAAACAGUCCCGUUCCCACUGACACCGCCAGUCGCUGGCAAAUAAGCAUUCCUUGGUCCAAACUGAGUAAUAUUCAUUAUUAGCCAAGGCCGACACAUUUCAGCACCGUGACAGGCUCGGACGGGAUGCCUGGGAACGGGAUAGAAAUUCCCCGGUUAUUUAAAUCCAGUCACAGGCCACCGCCGGUAUGCUAAUUUGGUAAAAUUUAGGACAUACUGAAGCUGAAGAAGUGGGAGGCAAAAUGGGAUUCCUGCACCAGCUGCACCUCCUGCUGUGGAAGAACAUCUCUCUGAAGAGGAGGGGACCGCUUGUUACUUUCUACUGACCACUGAUUGAGGCUGUAAAUCAACCGUCACACACUGCCAUCGAGAAGCUGGGUGUGUAUGUGUGUGUAAGUGUGUGUGUAAGUGUGUGUAAGCCACAGAUGAGUCAAAAAAUUUGUGAGGGGCAGGAUUUCCUUUAUAUUCUAUAGGAUGUGUUUUCAGUAGGACAAAGCUGUACGGGCAGCACACAGCCCGACAUCAUGUCACCCAGUUCCAUACCAGUGAUCUGUGCCCUUUUGACCUGGAAUACGCCCGCCAGCCAUGACAACAUCUGGAUCCCGAGCAUUCUUCCUCUUCCUCUUCCUCCUCCUCCUCGGCUCCCUCUUGCACCUGCUUUACUACAGCUUCUUGGACCGGAAGCUUGAGCAGCAGAAAUGUCAUCUGAAGGCUCCCCAGAGGAACAUCAGUGUCCUGCUGUGGCACUGGCCGUUUGGCCGCUCCUACAGUCUUGAUGGAGACAAGUGCCUCGAGAUGUAUAACAUCAGCCGCUGCUUCCUCACUGAUAACACCGCCGCCUUCUCCACCGCUGAUGUGGUUGUCUUCCACCACCAUGAGGUAAGCAGAGGUAUGUCCCCGCUGCCCCUGCACCAGGAACGCCCGGCCACCCAGCAUUGGGUGUGGCUGUCCAUGGAGCCUCCUGUCAACAGUGUGAACCUCUCGCAGCUCAACGGCCUCUUCAACUGGACCAUGAGCUACAGACGCGAUGCAGACAUAUCCAUUCCCUAUGGAAAGACUGUGUUAGGAGGCGAUGAGCUCAACUUCCAGGCUGCUCCAAACCGCUCCUGCUUUGUCAGCUGGGUGGUAAGCAAAUACCGGCCUCACCAGGCUCGGGCUAGGGUUUACCAAAGUCUAAAGAAGUAUAUUCCCAUAGAGGUGUACGGCAGGUGGAACAAGAAACCCCUGUCGAACAAAAAGCUGUUGCCAACCAUCGCAAACUGCCUUUUUUACCUGUCUUUUGAGAACUCUGAGGCAAAGGACUACAUCAGUGAGAAGCUGUGGAGGAACGCUUUCCAAGCUGGAGCUGUGCCUGUGGUUCUUGGCCCAAACAGGACCACCUACGAGGCCCUGGCCCCAGCUGGUUCCUUUAUCCAUGUGGCUGAUUUCAAGAGCACAGCGGAUCUGGCUGCCUAUCUGAAGCGUGUGGCUGCAGACAAGCAGGCCUAUGAGAAGUACUUCCAGUGGCGGCAUACUCACAGAAUAAAAACCUACACAGACUGGAGAGAAAGGCUUUGUCAAAUCUGUGUUAAGUAUCCCAGUUUACCAGCCCACAGAGUCUAUCAGGACCUGGAGGGCUGGGUUUACAGCUAAGAUUUUUAUCUUUUCAUGCUUUCAGGUCACUGAGGUGUUUUGAUUGGGACUGCUGAUACUGUUAGGUUACCACAUGCAAAUCAGAAAUACCAAACAGUGACAAUUUGAUGUGGGAUUUACAUUCAGGCAUGUAGUUUUGGUAAACUGUGAGGAACUGCACACCACAGAAACGAAUCUCAAGUGGUUUGUUAGGUUGGUCAUGUGCUGUUCAAAAAAAGCGGAAGUGGGAACCUGUGAGUAACCAUAAAUAAGCAUGUUGUCUUUGCUGUUACCACGGAAGAAAGGUCCUAUUUACAAUGGGCCAUUGAUUACUGUAAACAGUGAGGAUAUGUAAUUAUUCUUUACCUGAAAUGUCUGCUCAUCCAAAACAACAGACAUUUAGUUUUUCCUUCCUUGAUUAUGAUAGGAACAUAUGAUUAUGUCUGCUCAGGGCCCCAGUGUGUUUUAGACUACUUUAGAAGUACUUUUUAGAUCUCCUGCUUAGUAUUAGGAAAUUACAUGGUUACCCAAAAAUAACUUAAAUAGUAAGGAGAUAAUAAUAACGUAUGGAUGCACCAAUCACGAAAUUCUGGGCCAUUACCGCUUGUUUAUAAUAACAAUUUUGCUGAUACAGAUGGUUUUUGUUCUUAUUUAUUUCCCCUGUGUUAUCAGGCGAAAAAAGAAAUCUACAAAGAUAGAAGAAUCUCUGCCUUCUUGCGGUUCAGUGCUGGAAAAAGGAGGUGAUUAUUUAUUAUUUCUCCAAUAUUCAAGUUGGAAAUAGCCAGCACAGCGUUUAACCAGUGCAACAAAUACAUCUGCCACUGACAUUGAAGAAUGUCAUCUUAUUUGCCGCUAUGUUGAUGUCAAUCAAAUAUUGGCUGACCCUGAUGUUUGGCGGAUAAAUUGGUGCAUCCCUACAUUACAUACAUUUGUGUGGCGCUUUUCUUAAUAUUUUAAAAUUUUUACAACGGACUUUAAACAUGUAACAAUUACGCAUUAAAAUGUAAAAACAAACAACUAGACCUGUUGUUAUACUUUUUAUGUAAUUGUUAUAUAUUUUGUUGAGUUACAAAUCUGCCAUUUUAUUUAGGUAAUGCUGUGUUUAUUACUUGCCUUUAUUUGCUAUAACUCCCGGGUAACAUGGUGGAGAGUGAGAGGAAGUCAUGAAACUUAAUGUGAAUAAAAGUUUAAUACAUA